Molecule: messenger RNA, 9190 nt
Organism: Mus musculus (house mouse)
Lineage: Eukaryota; Metazoa; Chordata; Mammalia; Rodentia; Muridae
Gene: Obi1
Product: ORC ubiquitin ligase 1
Exons: 2
Coding region: 6860-7957 (365 amino acids)
Biological process (GO): protein monoubiquitination; regulation of DNA replication
Cellular component (GO): chromosome
Molecular function (GO): ubiquitin-protein transferase activity; ubiquitin protein ligase activity
Source: RefSeq, a predicted model, not a curated record
GAUGAUGUCUCUGGGAAUAUCUCAAGGGCCUCUCAGCAGGUAGCAGUGUCUUGGAGAAGAGCAGCAGCAGCAGCAGCAGCAGCAGCAGCAGCAGCAGCAGCAGCAGCAGCGGGUGACAGAACAAUAGAGCCAUCUAGGUCAAAAGGCUCCACCCCAGUUGGUCUCCUUCUCAGUGGCAGCAAGGUCAAAGCCAGCCUACUCAAGGCUGGAGGAAGCUACAAGAAAGGAUCUCAUUCCUUACUUUUUCUUUUUCUGCCUUUGAUGUAUAAAAAUACUGUUUUAUGUUACCUAAGACAAAUGAGCCCUCACUUGGUUUUCCAUAUAACUAUUUAAUAGUACUAAUGAGAUAAACCUGCCCCUGAGCUGUUUUAUGACAUCAUCUUGGUCAUGUGAUGUGUUCUCUGCCUGGUACCGUAGGAUGGAUGUAACAGGUUACUCCUGAGAAGUGAGGGGAUGGAGGCACAGAGAGGUAGGCUCUCUUAUCCUAGUCUGCCCAGGAGUAAGUAAGUGGAGCAAGCAGCGCUUGAACUCAGGGUACUGCCCCAGACUGAGCACUAAGCAACUAUAGGAAAAGCCUUGCCCGAAAUAAAAUGAGCCUUUGUCAUCCAAAUCUUGAGCUGAUUAUUUGAAACUGCAGUGAAUUAAUUCUUCUUUUAUGAUGGUAGAGUCUUUACUCUGUGUUAGAAGAUACAAAGUUGUAAGAAGUUAAGGGGUGACGACAGACAUAUAAAAAAGAGAAUAUCUUGGAGUCCUCAACCCUACUCCACCAUCCAGAGGAAACAGGCAAAGGAGGAGACAGUAUGGCCACAGGGUGUGCAGUCUCUGAAGGCUGUGCACCAGAAUAUUAUCAUUUUUCCAUUGCUGGCUGUAGACGUCAUUUUUCUAUUGGAAGAAGACAAAAAUAGGACUAAGUAAAUGAGGGAAGUUUAGUCUACCAGAAAAGGACAGCCAUGGGGAAAGUUGUAUGGUUUAGGGAAUGAUGAAGGUAAAUCCUACUGACACACGGGGAGAUUAAAAACCAGGGGUUAAAAAAAAGCUAUAACUUCUACCCUUAAGUGUUCCCUUCUCCCAUCUCUCCACCCCUGUUUUGUUUUUGUUUUUUUUUUCCUGCCAGAUAAUGUCCUACUUUGACAAAUUAGUGAAAUAAACUGAGAAAUUGUUGUUUUGAUGUGGGCUUGAAUCCUUGUCACUGGCAGCUCGCCCUGCCAGUCACAGUAAUGUUUAUCCAUUAGCCCUUUCCCACAGCGCGCUGAAUGGAAUGAAAGCUAUUUUGUUUGUAGCUUUUAUUUCUUGAAAAGUUGCCCACCAGAUUUCAAAAUCCGUGCCAGCCACAAAGAUGUCUGCUUUUAAAUAUCCAUGACUUCUACCAAAUAAAUAACUGGAGGCUCUCACCUGAGGAACUCUGACCUCCCAUCUACUUGCCAACAAGCAGCCACACAUCCGAGUCCUGUGUCACUGCAGCACUCACAGCUCUAACUUGUGUUCCUUUUCCUCUUCAUAGGAAGCGGACAUUUUCACUUGAACAAGGAUUUGAGUUGACCCCUAUUCCAGAUCAAUUUGCAAAGCAUUGAGGUAUUAAAUGCAUUGCAUUUGAUUUAUACCUUUGUUUACUCUGCACCAGUAAAUCCUGGUGGAAUUCAGAGAGAAGCUGAUGACAGCUGAAAAUACCCAAAUCUGGUUCACUUGCAGAGUACUUCUGUUUGUGUAAAAACAAAUAACGAAAUUUUAAGAAUUUAAAGGUAAAUGCAGACAUACAGAAAUGAGCCAUUAAUUUCCUUCCCUGCCUAGGAAGUGCCUUGAGCAAUUACUUCUUUCCUAUUUAGUUGGUGAAGUGUAAAGGAAUACUUCCUACUCUGUGCACAAGCUGGUGUUCUCUGUUACACCCACAGCCUGAGCAGGCUCCUAAGACUGCACUUUAAAUUUACACACUAAAGUCAAAAAGAAUUAGAAGAUGUUUAGUCAUCUCAGGCUUCCAUAACAAAAUAGAUUUACAGUUUGACUUAAAUCUUAAAGAAUAGGUUUAUUUUUUCACAAGUGCUGAAGGCUGAGAACAGGGCUUGGCAUGUUCAUUUCUGAGACAUGCUCUUUGUGACUUCCAACAGCAACGUUCUUAUUAUACCUUCAAAGAGUAAAGGGAGAAGAGUGAAAGGGUUUUUAUCUCUCUUCUUCUAAAAUCACGAUUCAGGAUUCUGUAGGGUUAGGUCUCACCACUGUGACCUAAUUUAACUUUAAUUACCCCUUGAAUACCUUGUUUCCAGAUAUAAGUAUACUGAGAUAGAGGGCUUCACAUAAUAGUCUGUGGCUGCAUCCCCCUAUUGAAAACAUGGGGAACUGGAGCAUUUAUAUUGGUUUCAAGUGACAUGGUUUUAUCUUUUCUUUUCUUUUGUUUUUGUUUUUGGUUUUGGUUUUGCUUUCAAGACAGGGUUUCUCUGUGUAGCCCUGGCUGUCCUAGAACUCACUCUGUAGACCAGGCUGGCCUCGAACUCAGAAAGCCACCUGCCUCUGCCUCCCAAGUGCUGGGAUUAAAGGUGUGUGCCUGGUGUAGUUUUAUCUUUUAUAAUGGAAGUGUAAGUUAUCAUUUAUCUCCAGUUGUAGGCAUAUAUCAUGUUAGUGCUCAAGAAUGAAGGCUUCCUUCUCAAAAUCAUUUAUUUAAUUUUAUACCACUACAUUAUAAUCUUCAAAGCCAUACUUCCUGGCAAGCAAAACUUCACUACAUCUGCUUCUCCAAAUUCAGAGUUGGGUUGUUGUUGUUGUUCUUCAGAAAUUUUGCUUUAAUUUUUGUUUUGUUUUUCGAGACAAGAUUUCUCUGUGUUAGCUGUAGCUGUCCUCAGACUCACUCUGUAGAUCACCCUGGCUUUGAACUUAGAUCUACCUCCAAGGUGCUGGGGAUAAAGUGGUACAGCAGUACUGCCCAGCUGGAAGACUUGUUCUUAGUCUAAGUAUAUGAGAAAUAUCAAGAGGAUCACACCCAUACAUAGUGGUAUAGAAUGGGAACUUGCCAAAGGGGAAGAAUUCAAUACUGAAGUUUUCAUAUUUCUAAAUGUCCUUGAUUCCAAAUACUAUUACUAAGCUGUGUCAUAUCACCAAGUACGAUUACAUUUGUACUUGCUGGAAUUGGGAACUCCUUAGUGACCUUUGAACUCAAAGAAAUGUGACAUUUCUACUUAUGACACACUUGAAAGUUCCUUAGUUUAUCACACAGGUACUUCCCUUAUUUGUAUCUUCUCUGCCCACACCUCCAAGAACUUAUGUUAGUUACCUUUCCAUCACUGUGACCAAAAAUACAUGGCAGAAACAAUUUAAGGGUAAAAAGAUUUAUUUUGCUUUACAGUUUUGGAGGUUUCAGCCCAUCAGUCAGAGUUUGAGAGGCUGCAUCCGUGUCAGUGGAAACAGAGUAGCUCACCAUUCACUUGACAGGGAACAGGAAGCGGAGCGCUAGACUAGAAGGAACCAGGGUGGGUGUAGCCUUCAAAGGCUCCCUCUAGGAACUUCCUGUCUCAGCCAGGUCCACCUUUUAAGGGCUCUAUAGUCUUAUGAGCCUCUGGGGACAUCCAUAUCCAAGCUGUGACAUUCUGACUAAUGGCACUUUAACAGCUGCUGCUUGUGCUAUAAUACAAAAUGUGUUGAGUUCAAUUCAAAAGUCCCUACAGACUAAACAGUCUCAACUCUUAAGAUUCAGAGCUCUGAAACAAGCUCUCUUAGUUGUGAGCUCUUAUAAAAUCAAAAUAAAGUUCCAUAUUCCAACAUGAAAUGAAAUAAACAUUCCUUUCCAAAUGGAAGGAACUGUAGAAUACCAAAGAAAGAUUAGAUCAACAGUACAAACAUUUGACCCAGUAGCUCCAUGCUUGGCACCAAGAUAUAUGGUGUUAUCAUCAGAACCCCACUGGGCUGUGGCUCUGCCACUUAUGACCUGUCCUCACUAACACUUUCUCAUACCCAUUUCACCAGUUUUAAAAUCCUGGGGUCUCCAUGGCAACUUGGACUUCAUCUUAAAGCUUGGCUCACAGCAUGCUCAAGAGUUUCCUGUACAGAAUCCAGCCAUAUAUAUGACCACGCCUCAAGUAUGGCUUUUAUGAAAUCUGGGUACAAACCUUCAGCUCUGUAACUCUUGUAUUCUAUAUGGCUGUAAAACAGUGCCAUAUGAACAACACCAAGCUAUUGCCAACUCAAGAAGUAGGGUGGCCCUUUGCAUAUGCAGCAUUCUCUGCCUGCAUGGUUAAAUCUAGAAAAGUAUUUUACUAGGUGGCCUUAAUCUACAAGAAGGCCCUUCAGCUUGCUGGUUUUAAAUGAAUUCUGAAUGUUUUUCCAGUUUUACACCCUGGGACUUUCAAAAGGAAGGGUAAUACCUUUAAUUAUCUGUCCUAUUGUCCCAGUGCAAAGUGUGCCACUAAUCUCAACACCUGUCUACAGCAUUAAUUCAGAUCUUGUAUCUUUCUUUGCCGAACAGCAUGGUUUUAAAACCCUUCAUUCUUUAGUCUUGGUUCUCACUAUAAAUCUGGCCAAAAGUAGUGAGCAAUAGCAAUUUCAUUUUAUAAAACGUUUGUGUGUGUGUGUGUGUGUGUGUGUGUGUGUGUGUGUGUAUCUGUACUUGUAAGUGCAAGUGCUCACAGAGUCCAGAAGAGGGAAUUAGAUCCCUGGAAGUAGUUAGAGGCGGUUGUAAGAUACCCAGUAUAGAUGUUAAGAACCGAACACCAGUACUCUCCAAGAGCAAUACAUGCUCUUAACCACUGAGCCAUCUCUCCAGCAUAUGCAGCAGCCAUUUCACAGCUCGAAUGCUGUGCUAUUUAGAAAAUUUCUCUGGCAAAUAAAUUAGACUAGUAAGUUUCACUAAGUUUCAGUACAUAGACAAAAUGUAGACAAAUUCUUUGUCAGAACAUUAUAUGAGUGGCCACUGGUUUAAUUGCCUCUAAUGUUUGUUCCCAUCUGAGGCUUCACAUGCAGUCUUUACUAUCAGUACUUCUAUCAGCAUUCUGGUCUUUAGAAUCCCCUGAAGUCGCCCAUUAAGUCCACUUAGAGACUUUGAAGACUCCUUAGUCUACAUCUCCCUCCAAACUGUUCUACUUUCCCCACAAACCAUUCCAAAGGCUAAGAACCAAAUGAUCUGGUUUAUGUGAUUGUAGCCAUGGCUCCGAUCUUGGUAAUGAUUUUCCAUAUUCUUUCCAUAUGCUGUGCUCACAGUAACCAACAGAAAUAAUUAAAAGAAGAAAGGCUUAUUUUUUUACCUUACUGUUUCAGAAAACUUUCAUCCAUUCAAAUCUGGAAGACAUGGGAGAAAGUUAUCUGUGGCAUCAAAACCUUGAAGCAGCCACUGUUCAGGUGGCAUGGCCCAGGAAACAGCUAGACCAGACCAGAAUCAGUGACAGAUGUAACCUUCAGAGCCCUAACAUAGUAACCUCUUCCAGCCAGAUGCUCUUUGACCUUCUACGAGUACUCACUGAAAGUGUGAGCUAAUGGGACAGUCACAGUCAAACCACAACGGGCAGAGAUGUUACCUGUCAUCAGUUUUGGCGAGGCAGCUGCUCUCAUCUUCAGCUGUUGAGUCACCUCAAAUGUUUAGAAUAUGAAGACAGAUGUAUAACGUUUUGGAAGUUGAGGCACAAAGCAUGAUGGUUAAGGGCUUAACUGCAAAGACAGACUGCCUGAUUUCAGAUUUCUGUGCUACUAUUCUGUCCCUGUGUUCUCUGCAUAAUUCAUUUUCUGCUACACUCAGAAUCGAGUUGCUUAAGCUCUUGCCUUAAACUUCCCAGUAUUUUCCAAAAAAGUAAAUGCAGAGCCUUCAUAGCCUCUUCUGUACCUGACUCUUCCCUCUCCUUGCUCUCUAGCUCACGCUUUGCACUCUCCUGACCUGUUUUUAAGACAUGCAUGGCAGGCAUCAUCUAUGUAGAGUGCUCCUUUCUGAUGUUUAUGGAGUUGCCUCUGUCCAGCAUCAGAGUCACUUUUCUGAUUGUAUUGUUGAAAGCAGCCCCUGCCUUCAUUGCUUCCCAUUUCCUUACCGUUUCUGGAGUGGUCAAAGGAAAGGCUGGAAUAAGAAAAUCAUACAGGGAAGUGUUUGGGUAUGGUAACUAUGAACAUGGGCUCUAGUACUCGACUCCUUAGGACUGAACACUGACUGUUCUUACAACCUCUGGGGGUUUUCUCCAUUUCAGUUUUGGGCCUCUGUGAAAUGGGGCCAGUGGGACUUACCUACCAUAAAGGUUAUACUUGGGGUUAAGCAAAUUAAACUUUUAAAUGUACUUAGCACAGAGUCCAUAGUUAAUAUUCAGCCAGUCUUACAGUAUGGUCACUAUAGUCUUCUCAGUCCCCGAACUUCCUGUGUCAUUAAGUUGUUUAUGUCUUUGUUGUCUGUCUGCUUGAUUCUGAACUCUGAAUUCAACAGUAAGACCCUUGCAGCCUGUCUCUCAGUCUCUCACACCUGGAAAGCACCUGGUUUGGAAGGUUUACAGUUGCUGCUCUUCAGUCCAAAGUAGAACAGUAUGAACGUGAAACCAAUCGCCUCAAGAAAGCUCUAGAACGAAGUGAUAAAUAUAUAGAGGAACUAGAGUCUCAAGUAGCACACCUGAAACACUCAGAGGAGGCCAAGGAAGACGUGGAUGCUCUGUGCCAGAGGGCACCCUCUGCAGAUAGCAAGGGGCCCAACGGCAGCGAUGAGCUUGGACCACCAAAGAAUCAGAGUGACAGUGCCAGAAAGCAGGCUGGCUCGGCCAGUGCUUCUCACCUGGCCUCACCUUCUAGCAGCAGACUAGCUGACUCCGGUUCUGUCAGACAGGAGAGCACCAGCAGGACUGAACCAAACUGUCCCCAAAACAAAGACAGAUACCCCAAGCCCACAGAACCUCGGCUGGGUGCAAGAGAGACUCCGAUGGACACUUACUUGGAAAGAGAGUGGGGCAGCAAGCCAAGCGACUGUGCACCUUACAAAGAGGAUGAGCUUUAUGGUAUCCCAGCUUCCUGCACUCCCUUGUCACUUAGCUGCCUUCAGCUGAACACUCCAGAAAACAGAGAGAACCCUGUGAUCAAAGCAGGGAGCUCCAAAAAGCAUGCAAACCAUCUCAGAAAACUGGUCUUUGAUGAUUUCUGUGAUUCUCCAAAUGCCUGUAAUAACAAUUCUUCAGAGGAUGAUAGAAGGGAAAAUGAAAAGAAAUCAGACUGCUUUGCUUCCUCAAAGACAGGAUUUUGGGAUUGUUGCUCCACAAGCUAUGCCCAGAGCUUGGAGUUUGACGGUUCAGAGGGAAACGCAAUAGCAAACUCUGUUGGGGAGAUACCUUCAAAAUUGAGUGAGAAGUCAGGAUCGUGCUUGUCCAAGAGACUCAGCUGUAUCCGCUCCCUCGAAAUGAAUCGAACAAGAACAUCCAGUGAGGCGUCCAUGGAUGCUGCUUAUCUCGACAAAAUCUCUGAGCUGGACUCCAUGAUGUCAGAGUCUGACAACAGCAAGAGCCCUUGUAAUAACGGUUUUAAAUCGGUGGAGGUGGAGGGGCCCUCAAAGUCACCUCAAGGCAGGGAGUUUCUCGAGGAACCUGACAAGUUACAAGAAGGAAGUAAACUGAACCUUUCCAAACCUGCUCUCACAGCUGACGGGUUAGAGAGUGGGGGGGAGUGGAAACCCAGCUCUUUCUUUCUCCUUUCUCCAGCUGACCACGAGAUGAGUGAAGAUUUUUCUCUCCACUCCACUUCUCAUUCAGGAACUAGUGAGGUCAAACCUCCAAACUGUUUGUUUCAGACAGAGUUUUCCCAGGGUGCUCUGUUAAGCAGUUCCCAGGGAUUAUUUGAGGAUCAGAGGUUUGGAUCGUCCUUAUUUAAGAUGUCCUCAGAGAUGCAGAGCCUUCACAGCCCUCUUCAGUCUCCGUGGUCUGCUGCCUUUGUGCCUGAAAAGAGGAGUAAGAAUGGGAACCAGUCAACCAAGAGAAAGAUACAGAGCAGCCUUGCCAACGCCAGCCCGUCCAAAGCCACCAAAAGCUGACUCACCAGGGGAUAGCCUUGCAAGGGGUGGGGGUGUUUUCAAUGUUACUGUAGUCACUUCAUGAAGGUUCUAUACAAUCCUGAACUGAUAAUCUUCAGUCAAGUGUCAACUCAGAAUGGUGGGUCACCUAUCUCCAGGGUACUGCAUCUUGAAGAAACUGGUCUGUCUCUCUCGUUUGGUCAUCUUUUUAACCAGAGAGCUUAGAGAGAUGAUCGGAUUUGUCUCUGUGUUGUUUGUUCUCUUUGUAAGGAAUGUUGUGUGUAUCUGGAUUGGCUCCAUAUUGUUCUCUCAGAUCUGGCUUGUUAGGUAUGGUGGCCUGUUAAGGCUCAACUGCCUUCAGAACCUGUGUUUCUUAGAACAUUUAAUUUUGUCUGUUCUGUUCUUUAAAGCUUUUCCUAGAAUGGAAAUGUGUAUUCCUCAUUUUAUUUGUGUUUAAUGCUGGCCUAACUAUUACCAAGGCCAUGCUGGAGAAAUGGCACUCCGAUCUUAGAGGAUUCACUGACGUUUUCUUAGGUUUUAUAUAGAUGUUUACAAUUUGUUAUAUUGUAUUCUGUCCAUUUUGUGUGCCUGUGCGUGUGUGUGUUUGUGUGUGUGUGUGUGUGUGUGUGUGUGUGUGUGUGUGUGUGUGUGUGUGUGUGUGUGAACUAGUAUGAAAGAGCACAUUGUUUGUAUGAAAAGACUUUCAAGUCAUUUAUAUUUGCAUAUUUUUGAACAUGUGUAUGGGUGUAAAGUUAGAAUCAUUAUGUGUUGGAAGGCAGGCACAUCAGCUGGGUUUGGAGGAACUUAAACAUCCUAGCUCCCCCCCCCCCAAAUGUGUAGGUAGACAGGCCAUCUGUGUCGCAGGGAGCCUUUUUGUGUAGUGAAGUUCUUGUUUGCAUGUUACUCUCUCUGUGGCAACCGUAAGCAUGGGAGCCUUUUCGCUUGCUCCAUUCUCCAACCAGAGGGAAAAACCCUCUUACUGGCUGGUGAAUGUCUUAUUAUGUAGAACAUUUUUUUAAAAUGAGAAGUAACAGGUGUGAAUGGGGCAAUGUGAGCGCGAAGCACAACUGUUAGUGUAGGAUUUAAAAGUACGUUAUUCUAAACAUGUUCGGUAUGCCAACAUAGGCUAUAAAAAUGUCUGUAUGCUAAUAACUUGCUUAUCUAAUGUGCGCUGAACAUUUUACAUGUAUUGUUUUACCUUGACACUGCAUGCUUUUUUAUGUGAAUUAAAUAAAGGAUGUCAUAUACACUACA